This is a messenger RNA of Epinephelus fuscoguttatus (brown-marbled grouper), 1142 nucleotides long. It is a transcript of the gene sco2, whose product is annotated as protein SCO2 homolog, mitochondrial. Lineage: Eukaryota; Metazoa; Chordata; Actinopteri; Perciformes; Serranidae. Gene Ontology annotation, biological process: mitochondrial respiratory chain complex IV assembly. The transcript is spliced from 2 exons. Bases 92 to 925 code for a protein of 277 amino acids. The record is from RefSeq and is a predicted model, not a curated record.
AAAGACAGUUCAUGUGUUUCACAACAGUCGGUUCGACUCUUCUGUCAGUAGUUUCAUAUGUGAGCACAGAGACUGAAGGACGGCGUCAAAGAUGUUGGGGCUCAGGUGCAUUGUGGGUGAUCUGCGUGCAGGAGGAAGACUCCUGAGAAGUCUCCCUCACAUCCAGAAGACGUCCAUGUCCUCGCUGAGCCCACAGAGUCGACCCAUCAGACUUCCUCUUCCUCCUCGUCUUCCUCAGGUGACCCGCAGGUGUUUGAACUCGUCUGCGUCUUCUGCUAAACUGAAGCUGAGGACUCGUCUGGCGGUGACUCUGCUGUUCGGCGGCGGCCUGCUGGCCGUGUGGUGGUACGUGCACUCGGAGAAGCAGCAGAAGUUGCGUCGGCAGCGGGUGGAGCAGCUGCAGCAGGUGGCUCUGGGUCAGGGCACCUUCAGCCUGCUGGACCACCGGGGCCAGCGCAGGACCAAGAAGGACUUCCUGGGCAGCUGGGUGCUGCUGUACUUCGGCUUCACACACUGUCCUGACAUCUGUCCUGACGAGCUGGACAAGCUGAGCGCCGUGGUAACGGCUCUGGACCAGGACGCCUCGCUGCCACCCAUCCAGCCCCUUUUUAUCACUGUGGACCCCGAGAGGGACGACGUGGAGGCGCUGGCCCGCUACGUCAAAGACUUCCACCCCCGUCUGAUCGGACUGACGGGGACAGAGGAGGAGGUGAAGCACGCGGGGCGGGACUACAGGGUGUAUGCCAGCCCGGGACCCAAAGACGAGGACGGAGACUACAUCGUGGAUCACACCAUCCUGAUCUACCUCAUCAGUCCUGAUGGGCUGUUUCUGGAUUAUUACAACAGGAUGAAGAACCAGGAGCAGAUCAGCGAGAGCGUCAGGAACCACAUCAUCAACUACGUCAGACUGUCAGCUGAGAGUUAGAGUUUCUGUCUGGGGCCACAUCAUCAACUACGUCACACACUGAAGACUCAAACUAUAAACUGAGAGUUAAAGAUUCUGUUUUGAGUCCUGGAACACUGAAACUCUGAGAGCUUCUUCAGCUUGUGCAGUGACCUGAAACUCUAAAUCCUCCUUAAUUUAAAAUAUAUCCUCUUUUGUAACACAGGUGGAAUUCAUGCACUCCUAUUAUUAAAAUCAU